CUGCACACUGCACACACCUCACAGCAAACCACACCCCUUCACUCUUCUUCACUUCACUCUCUCUCUAGAACAAAUUAGAAAAAAAUAGGAAAAGUGGGGGGUUUUUAGAGAGAGAGAAAUGGAGGUUAUCAAAAUUCCAAUGCUUCUUCUACUCUUGGUCGUCGUCUUCUUCUUCUCGUCCAAUGCAGAUGGUGGCGCAAUCGGAGUGAACUACGGGAGAAUAGCGAACAAUCUCCCAUCGGCAACAAAAGUAGUGCAGCUUCUGAAAUCACAGGGCUUGGAUCGGGUCAAGGUCUACGACUCCGACCCGGCUGUUCUCCAUGCCUUAUCCGGUUCGGGUAUUAAGGUCACCGUCAAUCUCCCCAACGAGCUUCUCUCCUCCGCCGCCCGCCGCCCAUCCUUCGCCUACUCCUGGGUCUUCAAAAAUGUCGCCGCCUACCAUCCCGCCACCGCCAUUGAAGCAAUCGCCGUCGGCAAUGAGGUCUUCGUGGACGGCCACAACACCACCGGUUUCCUAAUUCCGGCCAUGUACAACAUCCACCAAGCGCUCGUCAAGUACAACCUGCACACCGCCGUAAAGGUGUCGUCACCCGUCGCACUCAGCGCUCUGCAGAACUCGUACCCGUCGUCGGCCGGUUCGUUCCGGCCCAAUUUGAUCGAACCGGUUUUCAAACCCAUGCUCGAGUUCCUCCGCAAAACCGGAUCCUCGCUCAUGGUCAAUGUCUACCCGUUCUUCGCAUACGAGUCCAACGCCGACGUCAUCCCACUCGAUUACGCGCUUUUCCGGCAGAAUCCCGGCGUCGUCGACGCCGGCAACGGGCUGAGGUACUUCUCCCUCUUCGACGCCCAAAUCGACGCCGUUUUCGCGGCAAUGUCGGCGUUGAAAUACGACGACGUACCAGUCAUCGUCAGCGAAACCGGAUGGCCGUCAAAGGGGGACAAAAAUGAAGUCGGCGCAACCGUGGAAAACGCCGCCGCCUACAACGGGAAUCUAGUCCGCCGCGUGCUCGGCGGCGGCGGGACACCACUACGGCCGAAAGCAGAUCUAACGGUCUAUCUCUUCGCGCUAUUCAACGAGAACAAGAAGGUGGGGCCCACGUCGGAGAGGAACUUCGGGCUAUUCUACCCAGACCAGAAGAAGGUGUACGACAUUCCGCUGACGGCGGAGGGUCUGAGAGGGUUAGGGGAGAAGACGACGCCGGUGAGCGGCGGAGAGCAGAGGAUGGCGACGGCGAGUGGGGAGACGUGGUGCGUGGCGAAGGAGGAGGCGGGGAAGGAUAAGCUGCAGGAGGGUCUAGAUUACGCGUGUGGGGAAGGAGGCGCUGACUGCCAUCCGAUCCAACCAGGGUCCACGUGUUUCGAUCCUAACACACUUGAGGCCCACGCUUCAUUUGCAUUCAAUAGUUAUUUCCAGAAGAAAGGACGUGCCAUUGGGACUUGCUUUUUUGGCGGGGCCGCUUAUAUUGUUACCCAAAAGCCCAAGUACGGCAAAUGUGAGUUCCCCUUUGGAAGUUGAAGAGAAUGAUGGAGUGGGGAUGCAAUGAAGAAAAAUCAAGAUAAAGAGCUCAAAAUUAAUCUAUUGUAAAAUUUUCUUUUGUUGUUUCUUGAGGGUUGGUUGGUUACUCCUUUGUGUAUUUAUAAUUACUAGUAGUUGUAGUUCUAGUAGAGUAAGUGCCCAAUUAAUUGGACUUGCCUAAUUAAUUUGUUUCAAAGUAGCUUAUUAUAUCAAUGCCGCCUCUGUUUUUGUUACUUCAAUUUCAUUCAACUUUUUGGCUAGUUACUUUUAUAUGUUCAAAUACUAUGGACAUACCCGAGUGAGUGGAAA
Molecule: messenger RNA, 1825 nt
Organism: Erythranthe guttata (spotted monkey flower)
Lineage: Eukaryota; Viridiplantae; Streptophyta; Magnoliopsida; Lamiales; Phrymaceae
Product: glucan endo-1,3-beta-glucosidase 3
Biological process (GO): carbohydrate metabolic process
Molecular function (GO): hydrolase activity, hydrolyzing O-glycosyl compounds
Source: RefSeq, a predicted model, not a curated record